AUGACAUUUACCAUUUGUGUAGAUUCCUACAGUAAAGAUAUUGCCGAUAAAAAAGAAAAUGAAAUACCAUCGAUUCGCUUUUACGGGCAGAAGAAAAUGCAAAUUUCAUUACAAAGCGCAAACCAAGCAAUAUCGGCUCUGCAAGAUGAUAACUCAGAAAUUGAAGACGACGAAGAAGAAACUGAAGAAGGCUAUGAUCAAUCCGACGAUAAUCAAGACAACAAUGAUGAUCAAGAUAAUUGUUACAAUAAACAUGCCAACUUUGACAAUAAUGAAGAGACAUCAGAUGAAGAGCCGGUUGCCAGUACUUCCAAGCGUCAAAAGAAGAAAACUACAAUCGCUUGGAGGAAAACAAAAUUUGUAGCACCCAAUACAAGUUUUAUCCCAGAAAACGAUGAUGAUAACAGCACUUCUACGCCAGAUUCUCCGUUCGAAUAUUUCAGUCGGUAUUUCCCUUUGGAGAUAUUUACCCAGUUGGCCGAAUAUACUAAUAUAUACUCGGUUUUUAAGUCUGGAAAAAGUCUAAACACAACGGAAAAUGAAAUAAGGCGACUUGUGGCGCUUCAUAUUAUUAUGGGAAUAAUUAAUUAUCCGCGACUUCGUCUCUAUUGGGCACCACAAACCCAAUUCAACUUAGUACGUGACAUCGGACUAAGUAGAAAUAGAUUCGAAUCUCUUCGAAACAAUUUACAUAUUACAGAUGUAAAUAAAGACAAGAAUGAAAAAGAUAAACUCUGGAAGGUAAGGCCCAUAAUAAAACAUUUUGAGAAGAGGUGUGAAGAAUUACAAACGGAAGAAAAUUGCUGCUUAGAUGAGACUAUUAUACCCUUCAAAGGGCAGUUAUCUAUCAAGCAGUACAUUCGAGGAAAACCUAACCCAUGGGGUGUCAAAGUUUAUAAUUUAUGUGGAGAGUCUGGUAUCAUAUAUCGAUCCAUUGUUUAUCAAGGCAGUACAACCUUACCUGAACUAAAUCAUACGUUUUCAGCGACGACUCAGUUAGUUCUGCACCUCGCUGAAAGAUUACCAGGACAUCGCGGCCAUAAACUUUAUUUUGAUAAUUUUUUUAAUUCACUAGAAGUGUUACAACAAUUGUCAAAAAAAGGAAUUUUUGCGGCUGGUACAGUACGACCCAAUCGUUUGGGAAAAUGCAUUUUGAAGACCGACAACGAGCUAAAAAAAAUGGGAAGAGGAACGUCUGAAUAUUGCGUCACCCAAGACAACGAUAUCGUAGCUGUGAAAUGGUAUGACAACAAAGCUGUCAACAUGGCUUCCAAUUUUGUUGCUAAAGAUCCACUUGACCAAGUCAGGCGGUGGGAUAAAAAACAAAGAACGCCCCUUUCUAUUGAAAGACCAGCAAUUAUUAGACUGUAUAAUAAAAGCAUGGGGGGAGUAGAUAAAAGCGAUUUUUUGGUGGCUCUGUAUCGCACCUUCAUUCGUUCCAAAAAGUGGACCCUCCGCAUAAUCUUCCACUACUUCAACAUCGCCGUUUGCAAUUCAUGGCUGGAAUACCGAAGAGAUGCAAGUAAAGAAUCUGGUUCAACAAAACAAAAAGAUUUAUUGCAAUUUACGUUCGAUGUUGCUGAAGCUUUGGCUUUUUCAAAGGCAUUAGUGAGAACUCCAAAAGUAGGUAGACCCCGAUCACGUUCUGCAUCUCCACUCGCAUCCUCAGCUGAAAGUCCCAAAAGGCAAAAACAAUGUACACCGGUUGAAGAUGUACGUUUCGAUAAUCUUGCUCAUUGGCCAAUUUAUGUUGAGGGGCACGAGCAAAGAUGUAAACUUGAAACGU
Messenger RNA from Zophobas morio, 1786 nucleotides. Its product is annotated as piggyBac transposable element-derived protein 3-like. The transcript is spliced from 2 exons. The annotation marks the transcript as partial. The record is from RefSeq and is a predicted model, not a curated record. Lineage: Eukaryota; Metazoa; Arthropoda; Insecta; Coleoptera; Tenebrionidae.